Molecule: messenger RNA, 946 nt
Organism: Psylliodes chrysocephalus
Lineage: Eukaryota; Metazoa; Arthropoda; Insecta; Coleoptera; Chrysomelidae
Source: the annotation of a GenBank genome assembly
AUGAGCGAAGAUUAUCUAGACCAGAUCCUGCUUUUUUCCAAUCCCAGAGCCUCACAACAAGUUGCUGCUUUACAGGGUCAUGCUUCACAGGUUCAUAACUAUGCAUUGAAUACUUCAGAACCAGAAGUUAAUUCCCAAACGUCAUGGAAUGUGAAUAAUACAAAACUACUUUUAGAUUUGUACAAAAAAUACAAACCUAAAGUUGGAACAAGAGAAAUGAAAUCUUUUAAACGGCUUUGGGAAACUAUUUCAACUGAGGUGACUAAAACAUUAAAAAAAAUAAUAAGCCCAAGCCAAUGUGAAAAUCGUUGGAGAGUUUUGGAAAGGGCAUAUAAAAAAUAUUUAGACAACCAAAACUCGACUGGUCAAAGUAGAAAGUAUUUUGAAUAUCUAGAAGAGAUGAACGAUAUUUUCAGAGGGAGACGAAAUGUAGAUCCCCCUAUUUUACUGUCAAAUGAGCCUCCUUCAGAAGAAAUUCAAGUUUUGAAUGAAGAUAGUGAAGUUCAGGUUGAAGUAGAGAGAAAACAAGAAAAUGUUAGGGUUCCAAGACCUUCUACGACAUCAAAGAGGAAAAGAAAUCCAAUCAUAAAUAGAAAUGAAACGCUGGAGUUGAUGAGGAAAGAUAAACAUGAAUAUCAUGCAGAACGUUUGAAAAUUGAAAAAGAAAAAUUGGAAUCCCAAAAAGACAAAGUUUUAAUAUUAAGAGAACGAAACACUUUAAUUAGAGAAAAAAACAACAUUUUAAAAAAUAAAAAAUGUUGUUGCUCAAAAGAGUGAAUAUUUUAUUUAUUAGGUUGUUUUUGUGUGUUUUUAUUAUUAUUUUUAAGACGAGUCAAGUUUAUUAUGUUGUUUUUUUUUAUAUCAGAUUAAGAUUAUUUUUAUAUGUGUGUUAUUCUUUGCUGUUGGGUUGUUUUCGGGUGUUUUUAUAUUUUUAAGAAGAUUAAUU